UAAAGGUGAGGCACGCUUCGCAGAUCGCCUCUCUCUCGCUCUCCCCGAAGAGUUCCUAUUUGUUCCUAGAUAGGGUUUUAGCUUUUUCGCUUCUUCCUCUCCUCUCUGUCUUUCGAAAUCGAAUUGGAUCCCCAAUAUGACCAACGACAACAAGGAUAACUUCACCAUGGCCGAUCUAUCUGCUGUAGCUCUCAACGAUGAGGAUCGUGCGGGUCUCGUUACUGCUCUUAAGGAUAAGCUGCAGACUCUCGCCGGACAGCACUCUGAUAUCCUGGAGAAUUUGACUCCGACUGUCAGAAAGCGUGUCGAGGUUCUCAGAGAGAUUCAGAGUCAACACGAUGAAUUGGAGGCAAAAUUUUUUGAGGAGAGAGCAGCUCUGGAAGCCAAAUAUCAAAAAUUGUAUAAACCACUGUAUGCAAAGCGCUAUGACAUUGUUAAUGGUGUCAUUGAAGUUGAAGGGACACCGGAUGAAGCCACAAUGGACCAAGAGGGGGAUAAAACCGCUGAAGAGAAAGGAGUGCCCGAUUUCUGGCUUACUGCAAUGAAGAACAAUGAGGUUUUAGCUGAGGAGAUUACAGAACGUGAUGAAGGGGCACUUAAGUAUCUUAAAGAUAUUAAAUGGUACAGGAUUGAGGAUCCCAAGGGAUUCAAGCUUGAGUUCAUCUUCGAGCCUAAUCCAUACUUCAAGAACACUAUCUUGACAAAGACAUAUCACAUGAUUGAUGAAGAUGAUCCUAUUUUGGAGAAAGCAAUUGGAACGGAGAUCGAAUGGUAUCCUGGAAAGUGCUUAACACAGAAGGUCCUGAAGAAGAAGCCAAAGAAGGGAACAAAGAAUGCCAAGCCCAUAACAAAAACUGAAGAGUGUGAAAGUUUUUUUAACUUUUUUAACCCACCUCAAGUUCCAGAGGAUGACGAAGACAUUGAUGAAGAUGCUGCUGAGGAUCUUCAGAAUCAGAUGGAACAAGAUUAUGAUGUUGGGUCUACUAUUCGUGACAAGGUUAUUCCCCAUGCUGUGUCAUGGUACACUGGUGAAGCUAUUCAAGGAGAUGAUCUUGGAUUAGAUGAUGAAGACGACGAUGAUGAUGAAGACAUUGAUGACGAUGAAGAAGAGGAAGAGGAAGAUGAAGAUGACGAGGAUGAUGACGACGAAGGGGAAGAUGGGAGCAAGACGAGAAAGAAGUCAUUGGCUGGACAAAAGAAGGGCGGAAGAGCUCUUGUUGGUGAUGGUGAGCAGCAGGGCGAACGACCUCCAGAAUGCAAGCAGCAGUAGAUCUGGACCAUUUGGUCGCCAAGAUGUGGUGUUUGGCCAGUAAUUGCCGUGGGUCGUUUGGAAGCAUUAGGGGAUUUUUGGGGGAGGGAUUUGCAGUUUUGGGUUUUUUUUUGGUGGUUGCUUUAUUUGUUUCCCGUUUAUAACUGAUACCGAGUGAUUGUUUUGGAGGUCCUUUCCCUUGGUUCCUAUUGAUAUGGGGAAUGAUAUUGCUCACAUAUAUAGUUUUUUUAGGUCUGUUGCUGUUUAUGGGGAUUUCCCCCAAAUUUCAAUUGCGACACUCGUCUGUUUGUGUUUUAUUUAAAUGCCCAUCAUUGUUGUCGCAACUAGUUUUAUUUUCCAUUUAUAACUUUUUUGUAUUGAAGGCUUCUGAUAGUUCAUGGUCA
Messenger RNA from Tripterygium wilfordii, 1653 nucleotides. Its product is annotated as nucleosome assembly protein 1;3-like. The record is from RefSeq and is a predicted model, not a curated record. Lineage: Eukaryota; Viridiplantae; Streptophyta; Magnoliopsida; Celastrales; Celastraceae. The transcript is spliced from 12 exons. Gene Ontology annotation, cellular component: chromatin; nucleus. Gene Ontology annotation, biological process: nucleosome assembly; somatic cell DNA recombination. Gene Ontology annotation, molecular function: chromatin binding; histone binding. The coding region runs from base 137 to 1270 and encodes 377 amino acids.